AGGAUGCAGGAGAUUGAGCGGCAGUUGGCAAGCAUGAGGACGUGCGAGACUGAGCAGGGUUCGGGGGAGGUGAAAAGGGGUUCGCCAGGCAUGGGAUUGUGAUGUGAUGAUGGAGGAGGCGGAGCAUUCCACAUACAUCGUAGCAUGACUGCUGCAGUAAUCCACUCGGUUGUUACACCGUCGCUGCGAUGCUGCAAGUGGGCUUCUGUACGAAGCCGGUUGAGACCUGGUCAAGACUCGCUGCCACCGUCAUUCAGGGGCAGUGUUAUCGAUCAACGUGGCGCACAUGUGACGCUGUCUCCACUCGAGAUCACCUACCUCGAACGACGCUGGUGCCACAAUUUCCGGCUCUGCUGGUAUUCGUGCAGCAGGGGCUACAUGGCGAGCACUCCCUGCCAGCCUGCUGUAACGCCCAAAGACUCACUCGUACCGUUUUGGCAGGCUUGUUCGUACUGGGUGGUCACUCAUUCUUUGUCCAUAGGCAGGCCGAUAUUGCUAGAGAGACAGACAUUGGCCAGCCUAUUAAUGCUGGCUGCGUUACUCAUCCUUCAGUCCCGCCAGCCUGUCUUGCUGUCAGCCAGUGCCUGCGCUAAUCGGCCAGCCCUAUCU
Molecule: messenger RNA, 609 nt
Organism: Baudoinia panamericana UAMH 10762
Lineage: Eukaryota; Fungi; Ascomycota; Dothideomycetes; Mycosphaerellales; Teratosphaeriaceae
Exons: 1
Coding region: 189-593 (134 amino acids)
Source: RefSeq, a predicted model, not a curated record